AUGUCUGAUACGGUAGCCAAGCUAGCGGCCAUCAGAAAACAACGAGAUAGCAAGAAGUCAAAUGAUGCAGUAGAUGAAAUUAACUCCACGAAAGUGGAGUUUGAAUCUUCAUCUGUUCCGGAUAAACAGAGAGAUGAGCCGCAGAAGGAGCCCUCUAAUAAGUUCGAAGGAACGGAACUCAGUAAGCAUUUGGUGAGAGAAGAUGAACAGCAUCGUAGCAGUACCAAAAACGCUACGUCAGAUGGCCAUGGCUAUAACUCUGAUUUGAAAGCUGACAUUGCUGCCUAUUUGGCCAAAGCGGAAAGGGGAACGGAGAGAGCCAUCAACAAGUUGAUCUACGAGAAAUACCAGAAAGACACUCACGGAUGA
Molecule: messenger RNA, 369 nt
Organism: Candidozyma auris
Lineage: Eukaryota; Fungi; Ascomycota; Pichiomycetes; Serinales; Metschnikowiaceae
Exons: 1
Coding region: 1-369 (122 amino acids)
Source: RefSeq, a predicted model, not a curated record